UAUAGUUUUACUGCGGACUUACAUGUACUUUGGCAUGGCGGCAGUUUUCGCAUCUGUGCUCGUUUACUCUAUGGUAAUCGCCGCCAUUACACUUCUCACGAAAAUCAAUGUUAUCGUUAAUUUCGUAUUCCAGUGUUACGUAAUACUUCUCGUCAGAAGUGCAAUAGUUGAUAUCAAAGAGGAACUCGACGAACAGAAGAAUGGUCAAAUCACUUUAUACUCUGUGACAAAACUGACACCAGAGACAACUGUCAUAAAAGACAUCGAAACUCCACCAGAAACUGACUGUGAUAUCACAGAAGAUGACAAAAAAGAAGAGAAGAUAAAACUAGAGACAGUCAAUGAGAAUUCGAAAGAAGAGUAAU
This is a messenger RNA of Papilio machaon (common yellow swallowtail), 365 nucleotides long. RefSeq lists its product as uncharacterized. The record is from RefSeq and is a predicted model, not a curated record. Lineage: Eukaryota; Metazoa; Arthropoda; Insecta; Lepidoptera; Papilionidae. The transcript has 2 exons. Bases 23 to 364 code for a protein of 113 amino acids.